Mytilus trossulus (common blue mussel) is the source of this 4232-nucleotide messenger RNA. Its product is annotated as transient receptor potential cation channel subfamily M member-like 2. The transcript has 24 exons. Gene Ontology annotation, biological process: calcium ion transmembrane transport. Lineage: Eukaryota; Metazoa; Mollusca; Bivalvia; Mytilida; Mytilidae. Gene Ontology annotation, molecular function: ligand-gated calcium channel activity. Gene Ontology annotation, cellular component: plasma membrane. The record is from RefSeq and is a predicted model, not a curated record. The coding region runs from base 11 to 3544 and encodes 1177 amino acids.
AUUCUGCAAGAUGGACUCUGAGAAGAAUUUGAAUACUAGGAGCCACAUCACAAGAAACAGCAAAGUUAUUGUUGACAGAUGGUUAAACCAUUCUUCAAAACAACAUGACAAAAAAAGAAAACCGGAGGAAAAGUCACAGGAAAUAAGUAGAAAAUAUAUGUUUAAAUACACGCGUGGAGGUGAGACACAGAACAACCUGAAACAUGGAAUUAUCAGAUUGAAUUCAGAAGACACCGAGGAGCAAAUAAAAAUUCCAUGUAUCAUAGCGCCUGCUGACACUGACUGUAAGAUUUUAUAUGAGGAGAUGCGCAAAUGGGUUCCUUAUAGCAAAGCACCAAAGGCAGUUCUAUCCCUUACUGGAGGAUCAGCACAUUUUUUAAACAAUGAAACACUUGCAAGUCGAUUGAAAAGUGGCUUACUGGAUCUUAUCACCACCACAAGUCUCUGGCUCAUUACUGGAGCAACGAACACAGGAAUUACAACUUCUGUAGGAGAAGCAAUUCAGGAAUACAGGGAUAAACAUGAAAACAAAGAUCAUAUUCCGGCUUUUGGAUUUUCCGAAUGGGGCAAGGUUGUUAAAGGUUAUUACCAAACCUGCAAUGGCAAGGAUUUAGAACCAAACCAUACACACUUAAUAAUGGUCGAUGGCAGCGAGGAAAAGGUAUUGAAGCUCAGAACAGACCUUAGAAGUUAUCUUGCAACACAUAUGCAGAUUCCGGUGAUACUGUUGAUUGUAGAAGGUGGACCAAAAACAUUUGAAAUAGCAUUGGAGUCUGUCAGAAAGAAGAUUCCUGUUUUAGUAAUAGAAGGGUCGGGUAAAGCAGCGGACUUCAUAUCUAAAGGUUAUAAAUUAAGCGAGGAUAAAACAAGUGACGGAAAGAGCGUUUUUACCGAAACAUUUGUACCAGAAAUGUUUCAGUCAGCAAAAAACAUGUCAGACACAGGCAAAGAUGAUCCUAAUAAGUAUGUAACCCAACUAAAGGAAUGUCUGAAGGAAAAGCGGGAAAUGAUUUACGUUUUUUCGUUAGACGAUACAAGUGAAACUUUGGACAGGCAUAUACAAGAUAUGAUUUUUACCAUAAGAAAUAAAGAUAAUAAAAUGGAUACCGAGAAAAAAAUUCGUUUGGUCAACAUCUGGAACAGACCUGAUAUAGCUGAAAACCACAUUUUUAACAUGCAGAAUAGACAGGACAUUGCGUAUUUACGGGAAUCGUUGAAAAAGAAACAUAGUGCAGUUUCAGAGCUGUUUAAAAAGUCUUUAGUGAACAACAGGGUCGAAUUUGUAACCCUUGUGUUGAAAUACAUUCUAGCCCCAGAAUGUUAUCAACAAUUUGUGACAGACAAUCUUUCUUUACUAUACAGAGAGUGUAUGGAUCCAGAAAAGGAGAGUAGUUGUACCGCAGGACAGUUCCUACACGAAUAUUUACAGUCAUCAAAACAAUCGAUGUUGAAGAGAGGUAACUGGAAAAACGAUCGCAGUGACCUAAAAUAUCUAGACGAUAUAAAUCAAGCUGUUAUACUGCUACUUGGCAAUAGACAACUCAAGCCUAUUGAGACUAUGGGGACCAUUUUCCCCUUUAAAGCACUUUUUAUUUGGGCAGUGCUUAUGAAUCGAAGGGAGAUGGCUGAGCUAUUUUGGAAAAAGGAUAGUGAUUUUAUAUGUGCAGCGUUAUAUGCAAGUUCAUUGGCCAAGAAGCUAGCAGAGAGCGCUUGCUCAGAAGAAAAUAUGGAAUUGAUAACAUCGUUUGCAGAGAAUUCCAAAUAUUAUGAAACCCUUGCAUACAAUGUGAUGACAGAAUUGUAUUGUAACGAUAAAUCCAAGGCCAGACAACUGUUGGUGAAAAAAGUUGAAAGAUAUGGUAAUGCGACAAUAUUUGAAUUAACAGAACACAACAACCUUAUGAAGUUUAUUGGACACACUGCUUGCCAAACUAAGUUGAAUAUUAUUUGGAAGGGACGAAUUGCAACUUAUACUUCACACAUGAAGGUAAUUUUUGGCGCUUUCCUACCCUUUUUGAUACAAAGCAUGAUGAUUCAAGACGACAAAGAAAAGAAAUCUACUUAUGAGACACCACAAACCCGGUAUGCCUUAGACACACACAAAGGUUUGCCAAACGGUAUUCACAACGGGUCGACAAAGCAUGGGCCUGAAUUUCUUACUGAGCAACACCAAUCUAAACGAGCAGAAAACUGGAAUGGUAUAGCAUUUCAUCAAAGAAUAAGAAAUAUAUAUUACUUUUACAACGCACCUGCAACCAAAUUCAUUUUUAAUGUAUUGGCGUACACAGCUUUCUUAGUGGUUUUCUGUUUGUUUGUGCUGACAGAUUUACAUUCAAUGGUUAAGGGCGGCAUAUCUACUUAUGAAUAUGUCACGUGGGGAUGGGCAGCAUCUAUGAUGACAGAAGAAAUCAGACAGGCUUUAGUUAUGUCAAAGGCGCCUUUCAGAUAUGUGACUUGGUUCAAUUUUUGGACAGUAUACGAAGGAAUCAUGUUUUGUCUGUUUAUUACAUCUGUUCUCCUUCGAUUAACCUUGUCAGAUGGUGAUUUUCAUUAUGCACGUGCGACGUAUGCAAUAACACUUGGAUUGUACAUUGUGAACUUCAUGCAAUUUUUUCUUGUUUCGAAGACAAUUGGUCCAAAGGUCAUCAUGUUGGGGAAAUUGAUCUAUGACAUCAUUUUCUUUGUGUUGCUAUUUGCCGUGUUUGUAUUUAGCUUUGGUGUCAUUUACCAUGCAAACAUGUACCCGAACAAUGUCUGCCCUAGCCCUAACAAUAGUACAAACACGACAAGAAGUGCAUAUGGACUUUUAAAAAAUAUCAUAUAUAUGCCAUACUGGCAGUUAUACGGGGAAUUGGAUUUAGAAACCUUUGAAGGAGAGAAAACAGAUGAAAUAGAUGGACAUGUUGUAAGUGGCCCGGAAGUCAGUGAGAUUAACCUAGUGUUGUUAGCUAUCUAUUUGGUAUUGAUGCAAACCAUUCUCAUCAAUUUUCUUAUAGCAAUGUUUUCGCACACAUUUAAUAAGUUUCAGGAGAACAAUGAACUUGUUUGGAAAUUUCACAGAUUUUCGCUUGUCCAAGAGUAUUAUGAUAGAUGUUUGUUGGUGCCACCACUAAUAAUCAUAAACCACAUAAAGAGGGCCUUCUUUUAUAUCUUGUACAAAUGUUGUGACAGUAAAACAAAUCAAGUAAAUGUUUUCAGAAUAGAGAUUAAAGGCAAAGAAAAGAAAAGACUGGAUUUAUUGGAAAAAGAUGCAGUUAAAAGCUACUUGAAUUCGUCAAUUAGAUUACGUAGAUCUCGCGCUAAGACUAUAUCGAGUGAUGAUGGAAGCUUGGAAGACCGUUAUAAACACGAUACAGAGCUUAGCUUACAAGAACAAGUUGAGGUAGUAACAGCUGAUGUUGGACAGAUCCAAAAUCACCUCAAAGAGAUCACACAGAAUAUAAAAGACAUAAAAGCAUAUAAACAGAAAAUAUUGCUAGUUGAACUUCCGCGGGGUGUACAAAGCGGAACACAUGUUCCAGAUGAAGUUUCCAUGUUUGAAUAGAACACAUGAACAAUUAAACAUUCAAUUCUUACUUGAAAACAAUUAAUGUAAAGUGAAGUCAGUGUAUAUGCACUUGUUUGUGUUCAUUCGUCUUUUGAUUGAGUUAAGCCACUUCCAUUGCUAUUUUACAGUGUGUCUUUCUAUAUUGUGUUGUUACACUAUUAUUCGAGGUAAGGGUGAAGGUUAGUUCAAUAACCUGUUAAAACGAUUAAACCUGUUGCAUUUGCUUGUACCUGUUCUAAGACAUGAACCGUUUGUUCAGUGGUUGUCGUUUGUUGAUAUAGUUCAUAAAUGUUACUCGUUUUUAUGUAAAAUAAACAUUUUUUUUGGAAGGCGGCGUUUUUGCUUGCUGUUCGGUGUCAUCUAAGGCUCUGUAUUAACCUAGAAUGGUUAAGCAUUAUAAAUUGUGACUAGGAUGAAGAGUUCUCUCAAUGACACUUAUAUCACAUCUUCUUAUAUGUAUUCACAUAAGCAUGAUCAGGCGUAAAAUCCGUUAUUUGAAUUGUGUCUCUUACCCACUUACAGUACACAUAAUUGUAAAAAGAAACAUUACUUCAAAUACAUGAAAUAUGUGACAUAAAGGUAUAUUUAUAUGUCUGGAUUGCGUCAUAGUUUUAUUAAACUCUUUUGAUUAAUUUUAUAUGCACAUUUGUAGAUUGAUGCUCAUAUCUUCACCAACAACUUUUUA